AUGGUUUUCUUUCUCCCAAAUGAGAUUUGGAGUCAGAUCUUUUCCCACUUCAAGGUGGUUCUAUAUGGCCUUCACCGCGACCUUGAGCCCCUCAAAACCCUCACCGCACUGAGUCUUGUAAGCCGACGAUUCCACGAUCUGGCCCAGACUCCACUAUACCAAACAGUUCUACUUUGGGGAAUAAAUGAUUACUACUCUGAGGACCACCAUGGCCCGCAUUUUCACCUCGCUAAAGCCCUCGCCAACAACCCUCAGCUUGGCUUGUCUACCCGGGAGAUUUCCCUCACUCAUGGAAAUCUACCAAGCAAACAUAAUCUAAUGUCUUUUCUUGGAGAUCAAAUUGAGUCGCCAAACAUCUCUUCAGAGUUUAUCGAUCUACUGAAACGCGAUAUCAUCUUUGGAUGGAGAGGAUCUGGCGUUGCAAGUUUCCUCCUUGCGUUGAUGCCACGUGUGCGAUUGGUGGAACUCUACUUCUACAAAGAACCAUCCAUGUCAUUACCAUAUAUUCUUGGUGGACGGCUCAGCUACAACUCGGGCGAGCCACAUACCGUUGCAAACCAUCUGCACCAUCUACAAGAGCUUCGCAUCACGUCUGCGCAGGCGCAAACCUGGCUGGAAGUUUUUACGGUCUCUGCCGGGAGCCGUAGUCUGGCCCGCCAAACUCCUUACAUAGACUGGAACGUGGACUUGAACGAGUUCGGAGACGUUCUUAGGGAGUUGGGUCAAAACUUGGUCAAGCUCGAGCUUGUCACGCGGUCUUACCGACACGUUCUGGGUCUGGAUGUAAGCGGCAAGGUCGGGUCUCUUCAGAGCUUGAAAUCUCUCAAGCAUCUCUCAAUCUCCAGGAACGACUUUGUUGGUGCGGAGGACGACCCGACCACAAUCCCUCUGGUCGAAGCUUUACCCACAUCAAUUGAGGUUAUGGACUUUAGGGAAGAUGUCACCGAUUCUCAGAUGCGCCAGGCAGAAUACGGGUACGAAAAGAUGCAUGACGAGAUUUAUGGCUUGGCAGUUGGUGGUCAGUUCCCCGGCUUGCGUAAAAUAACGCUGUUUCGGCGUGGAAUUCCUACAAAACAUAGAUUCCAGAGGGAGGUUCCUGGGUGGGAUGUUGAGGACAUGCCCCCCUGCGUUAACGGUCCAUUAUGGGAAGCAUUGAAACACCCGUAUUAUACAUACCUGACGCUAUAUAUGCAGCGAAGGGACGAUGGCUCUGAAGGGGUGCAGGAUAGCUGA
Messenger RNA from Fusarium vanettenii 77-13-4, 1233 nucleotides. RefSeq lists its product as uncharacterized. The record is from RefSeq and is a predicted model, not a curated record. The transcript is spliced from 2 exons. Gene Ontology annotation, molecular function: protein binding. NCBI's taxonomy places the organism in Eukaryota, Fungi, Ascomycota, Sordariomycetes, Hypocreales, Nectriaceae. The coding region runs from base 1 to 1233 and encodes 410 amino acids.